Molecule: messenger RNA, 1032 nt
Organism: Penicillium chermesinum
Lineage: Eukaryota; Fungi; Ascomycota; Eurotiomycetes; Eurotiales; Aspergillaceae
Product: S53 family peptidase
Exons: 2
Coding region: 1-1032 (343 amino acids)
Biological process (GO): proteolysis
Molecular function (GO): serine-type endopeptidase activity; tripeptidyl-peptidase activity
Source: RefSeq, a predicted model, not a curated record
AUGAAGCAGGUAGACGUGGACCAGUUCCUGCGUCCGCCGGCAGUAGUCUUGGACCAAUUGACUACUUGGUUGAAGGAAGAAGCUAUCAGCCCCGCCACUAUCCAAAUAUAUGCCAAUUGGAUCACGUUUGAAGCGUCUGUUUCUCAAGCCGAGCUCACACCGCAGUGUCUGCGACAGCUGUAUGGACUCGACAGCGUAACCGCAGCACCUGAUGUUCGGAAUCAGCUCGGUAUAGCAGGCUUUUUAGACCAAUCCGCCAGGCACAGUGAUUUCCAGCUAUUCUUGGAGGAAUAUGACCCCGGUCAGACAGAUGCCAACUUCUCGGUAGUAUCCAUCAACAACGGUGUAAAUGACGAGCAUUCAUCCCAUAACAGUGUUGAAGCGAGUUUGGAUCUGCAAUACUCGCUUUCCAUCGCCUAUCACGCAAUGGCAACCUUCUACAGCACCGGUGGGCGAGGUCCGGUAGUGCCUGACGGAGGGCACCCACGUGCAGGAAAUUCAACGAAUGAGCCAUACCUGGAACAGUUGCACUAUUUGGCUAGCCUGCCUGACGAGAAUCUUCCUGCUGUUCUGACAAUGUCAUAUGGUGAACCAGAGCAGACGGUCCCUGCAGCGUAUGCCACAGCAGUGUGCGAUCUGUUCGCUCAGCUCGGUGCUCGAGGUGUAUCCAUUAUAUUUAGCAGUGGGGACUCUGGACCUGGAGGGAAUACAUGUGAAACGAAUGACGGAAGUGCCCGCUCAAAGUUCCUUCCAGAGUUCCCAGCAGGAUGCCCAUUCAUCACUGCUGUGGGAGGAGUUCAAGGUCUGAAUCCAGAAAGAGGGGCAGGGUUUUCCGGGGGUGGGUUUUCCGACCUUUUCCAGCGUCCGACUUAUCAGGACCACGCAGUGAAAGAGUUUCUGGAACAGCUGGGAAGUCAGUGGCAAGGAUUGUACAACCCAAAAGGCAGAGGUAUUCCCGAUGUGUCUGCUCAGUCAAACCAUUUUAUAGUGAGAGAUCAUGGUUUAUAUGUUCAAGUUGGCGGAACAAGGUAA